Phytomonas sp. EM1 is the source of this 1746-nucleotide messenger RNA. The record is from the annotation of a GenBank genome assembly. Lineage: Eukaryota; Euglenozoa; Kinetoplastea; Trypanosomatida; Trypanosomatidae.
AUGAACAACGGGAUGCAGGAGGUGUCAUCAUGUGGGGGGUCACAAUCAAUCUCGUUUGAUUCUCACUCCUUCUACCCGCCAACACAGGAAUUCCAAGACGUAGGCACGGGUAAGGUAUUACGUCGAAAGGAGAUCUUCGACCGAGUGUAUGGUCAGAUCAUUUUUCCUCCCGUAAUUGGUCUUUUUAUAGAUAGCCCACAGGUGCAGCGUUUGAGGGACCUUAAGCAGCUAGGCAACUCCCACUACGUAUAUCCAAGCACGACUCACACUCGUUUUGAGCACUGCCUUGGUGUAUCACACCUCGGCAUGCACUUUCUCAAGCAAAUUUUUAUAAACCAGGCUGAAAAAUCAUUACCGCCGGCGCUACUGGAUAUCUCAGACGAGGAAGACAUUAAAGACUUGUGGUGUGUAGGGAUCGCCGGACUUUGCCAUGAUCUCGGCCACGGACCGCUCUCGCACAUGUUUGAAAAAUAUGUGAACACGAUCCGCAAACCGAAGGGCAUGCGUGAGUGGUCUCACGAGGAAGCAAGUGUUCUAAUGCUGCGUACGAUCUGGCGUGACCGGCAGAAUGAGUUAGAGGAGUUUGAUCUUAACGACAAAGACCUGCGGUUUGUGGAGCUGCUCAUUCGUGGGUUGCCGCCAAAGGAACCAUGGCCAGAGUUCGACGUGGGUCGCCCGGCUAAGAGGCGUUUUAUGGCAGACAUCAUCGCGAACAGGAGCAGCGGCCUGGAUGUAGACAAGCUAGACUAUAUUCAACGGGAUUCACUAAGUUGUUUUGGUUCGUGCGCCCUGUCGUCGCUUGAGCGCAUGUUUCAAGGGGCGUAUGUGCAAGAGAGCGAGGGGGAGACACACAUUUGUUACCUGAGCAAGCUGUAUGGAACUAUUGAAGAGGUUUUUAUCAAUCGUGUGCGCCUCUUCGAGCUUGUCUAUCAGCACCGUGUUACUCAAGUUAUGGAUCAGAUGACUCUCGAUGCAUUUGUGUCGGCCGAUGAGUUCUUCAGGAUCAAUCAUGAGGGGAAAGAGUACCGACUCAGCGAGAUUGUUGACCACCCGGAAGCGUAUCUGAAAACCGGAGAUUGGAUACUGAACGCGAUUCGCUAUAGUACACAACCUAAUCUGAAGCAAGCUCGUGAUAUUCUAGAUAGAAUCCACUGUCGCUGUAUUUAUAAAUCUUUAGGCUACUACACUGCUAGCUCCAUUGCGGAAACUGAGGCAGUUUCAGCAUCUGAUCUCAUUUCAGCUGUAAGAAAUUCCGAUUUAAGGGGUCGGAUGCAGAAGUGGGAGAAGGAAACUGGUAUUUGCCCCAUCGCAAUUCUGAAACUAAUCAUUUUCAAAGCAUCCAAGGAUCUAGGCAAUGCGGAUCCCCUUAGUCGUAUUCAUUUUUUCAACCCACGUAAUCAUUUAGAGGAGCCAUUUCUCUUUACAGAUGACCACGUUGCUCCUGACGCGCUCGGUGUUCGAGGGAAAUUCCGCGUGAUAGCAGUCUCACGAAUGCCCCUCAACAUUAGUGAUUUUAACACCCUUGUUUUUGCUUUUAAAAGCAUGAUGACGAUGAAAGAAAAAGCGUGUAGUGUUAGUCGCAUCGAAACCCCGGUGCGCGCAAUCAAGCACCCUAGGGAAGGUUCCUACGAUGCGCCCCUAAUUGCGGAUACAAGGAUGUCCGACAUGCCUGACGUAUCUUCCACACCCAAACGUCAAAGAAUAUGUAGUCAAACCCCAGUCAUCAAGACAUAUCUUGACGAAUAG